Messenger RNA from Nicrophorus vespilloides, 2375 nucleotides. RefSeq names its product protein lin-9 homolog (gene mip130). Gene Ontology annotation, molecular function: DNA binding. The transcript has 2 exons. The record is from RefSeq and is a predicted model, not a curated record. Gene Ontology annotation, biological process: regulation of transcription by RNA polymerase II; DNA-templated transcription; regulation of cell cycle. Gene Ontology annotation, cellular component: transcription repressor complex; nucleoplasm. The coding region runs from base 13 to 1740 and encodes 575 amino acids. Lineage: Eukaryota; Metazoa; Arthropoda; Insecta; Coleoptera; Silphidae.
UUUAACGUCAAUAUGGCGGACGAACUUGAAAGCGAAUCUGCAGUUGCUUUGCUGGAAUUCAAGAACGGCAGAAAAAUGAGUGACGACAAUAUGAAAGAGGAGAUUUUAUCGGAUGACGAGGAUAUGGACGUUGAUGAAGAAUUGGAGUUGGGACCAGCAGCCCUGGGACUCCAAAGAGUUGGCACCCCCAUCAACAAGCCAACACCAACACAGCCCACCCAGGUACUCAAUGCUAGAGGUAUGCCAGCUCGGAUAAGGAAGAAGAACAAAUUGUUUUAUGAUGAUGAGCUAGUUAAUAUUCCACAUCAUCGAGUGCCCUCUGCUAAGAAGCAGAAGCAUAGUCCCACCAAGAAAUACCAUAAAUCGCCUUAUAAACUCAGAAGGGAAGUUAAAUCGUAUGACCUUCGUGAAAGGAAACAUGAAAAGUCACCACGUCCAACUUCACCAACACCAUUGCAUUCACCAGAUAGGAAAAUUGGUCAGAAGAUUGGUCUGCGACUUAGAAAUCUGUUGAAACUUCCUAAGGCCCACAAAUGGGUUUGCUAUGAAUGGUUCUAUAGUAACAUAGAUCGCUGUUUAUUCAGUGGUGAUAAUGAUUUCACAAUAUGCUUGAAGGAAUCUUUCCCGGAACUGAAAACAAGGGAACUGUCUAGAAUUGAGUGGACUAAAAUAAGAAGAAUGAUGGGCAGACCUAGAAGAUGUUCACAGGCUUUUUUCAAUCAAGAGAGACUGGAUUUGGAGAAGAAAAGGAAUAAGAUAAGAGCACUCCAGCAGAGGAAAGUAACUGACACCUCUACAUUUCAAGAUCUUCCACCAGAGAUUCCAAUGCAGUUAGUGAUUGGUACCAAAGUAACAGCUAGAUUAAGAAAACCGCAGGAUGGCCUUUUUACUGGUAGCAUAGACGCUGUUGAUACUUCCAACAACACUUAUCGGAUAACAUUCGAGCGAGCGGGAUUGGGUACGCAUUCGGUGCCAGAUUACGAAGUGCUUUCAAAUGAACCUCCAGAAACGAUGCCACUAAAUCAGAACAAGGUGAGGAGAAAUGGAAAUACGACAACGUUGAAGAGCCCGAUGAAGUUGAAGAAAGAUCCCUUGUUAUCUGGUUUGAUUUUGAACAAACCACAAUUACCAGGCGUAGUUACCUCGAGAGGAUAUCCAGUUAAAUUACUACAGCAUAUGGUGUAUGUGAAAAAGAUCUUGGCAACGAAACGCGUUAAAAUUAAAUUGCUUCAGAACAUGAACUCCGAGGCGGAAAACUACAAUACCUUCAAUAAGGAUAUCCCGGAAGAUUUCGAACGUAGAUAUGCCGGAAUUCUGAUUGAAUUAGAGCAACUCAAUACGGAUUUGCAAUAUUAUUUGAAAGAAAUGCAAGAUCAGUGUCAGGAAAUUGCACCGGAACAUAGUCUUAGUUCCAUUGUAGCUCCAGAUCAAUUGCGGGAGAAAUGUCGAGAAGAGGCAGCAGAGAUCGUUAUGAGAAACAAUUCUGCGAUGUCCGACAGACCAGUUGCGAACGAGAAGAUAUUAGAUUUGGUGACGGAUCUUACUGGGCUAAUGAUUCAGGUGAAAUGCCUCUCAGACUCCGAUCAAGAUCCUUACAAAUUGCAGGUAAUCGAAGGAACUAUGGAGGACAUCAAGCGGAAAUUAUCCGCUUCCAAUCAAACUGUAUUUCAGACGAACGUCGAAAUCCAUAUGAAGCAUAUAGAAAUAGGUCUGGGACAAGUGUCCAAAGCCAUUAAGUGAUUAUUAUUUACAUUAUUUGUAUAUUUCUGUUCAAGGGAGUUCACUUUCGAGUACAAAUAUUUUAAGAAACGAAAUCGGUAAAAACAACAAAAAAAAAAACGCAGUUUAUGUAAAUAUUUAUCAGUUUUAUGGCUUUGGAAGCUGCUGCAUCUUUUAACUUCGCGGGCUGACCAAAGAAUAUUUCGACUGUAGAUCGUAGAAUAUUUGAUAAUCAAAAGCGAGCAAGUUUCUUUCAUUAAACCUAACAAAUAAAUUAAGUUAUUUCCGAUCUUUGCGUUGUAGCAUUGUUCGGAAAUGAAUUUUGCUAAUAAUUAAAUAGCAAACAAUAUGCGCCUUACUUUUUUAACCUAUUUAAUUAUUAGCGAAUUUAAAAAUAUUUAGUUAUGAUUGUCAUUGAAUUGAUAUAUUUUGGUCAGCCCCAAAUGACUAUGUACAUAUAUAAAUAAUAAAAAAAAUCUUUAUAUUAUAUCAUAAUUGUUAAUAGCGACCCGUAAGUGGUGCAAUAAUCAUGUAAUUUUUAUAAACUGGAUUAGAUAGUUAAGUUUUUUUUGGUGUUAAAAUACUUUUUUUUGUAUACUACAAUAUCUACGAGGAUUUGUAUAACACUUUAUUGUACACUUUAUGUUAUUUACAUU